GGCAGAGUGUAUUUGAACGGUGAGAAGCGGGCUCGCCGACAUUCGAGAGGGAAACAAAGGAGGCGGAAACGUCCCGCAUCUGCAGCGCGUCAAAAAGCUGGAAUAACUUCACUGUAACCGCGCCGGGAGAAGCUGUCAACUCACCAGAUUCCAUCAUGUCUUACAAACAGAUCUACUACUCGGACAAGUACGACGAUGAGAAAUAUGAGUACAGACAUGUAAUGCUGCCCAAAGACAUCGCAAAGCGUGUUCCCAAAACCCACUUGAUGUCUGAGACCGAGUGGAGGAACCUGGGUGUCCAACAGAGCCAAGGAUGGGUGCACUACAUGAUUCACCAGCCAGAGCCGCACAUCUUGCUGUUCCGGCGCCCUCUGCCCAACCAAAAGGCAUAAGUGAGCGAUGCUCUGGGUCCUCAGAAGAUCAGCCCCACUUAAGUGCUACAGAUCAACGCAUCAAAAUAGGGAUCAUGCUGUCAGACUACCAAGGUCUCUUGUGGUAGGUGACUUGUAAUAUGGGCCUGAUCACGGUGGACCUGGAUAAGGACUUUCACACUUAUGAACAAUGGCUGUGGAACGGAGUUUGCCUUGAAGGAACAAAAUCAUCACCAUUCUCGUGGGGGAAAAGACUUUUGCACGUGUUAACAGCAACACACUGUUUGCCUGAACCAUUCAGAUCAGCCAACACUGUCCCUUCGACUGAAUCUGUCUGUCCAACUUGCCAAACCUGCCUGGACAUUUGAGCUUUUUAGAACAAUUGUUAAAAGAUGUGGGGAAUCAAACAUGUGAGUUAUUCUAACAGAGUGCAUUCUGGGUAAAGCUCCGGUCACAGCACAAGCCAGGUAGGAAAGUUGGAUCCUAAAUUCAGUUUCACUCAUCUUUUGAAAUGUCAAACUGGGGUUUUACAUAUUGCUGCUCCGUUUAAAUGACGCUGUCAAUCAGCAUUUAACAAUUUGUAAUACACAUGAAAGGCUGAAUCUAUAGUUGUCACCUAGAAACUAGUUCUGAUCACUUUUUCCGGAAGAGCGUUCAUCAGAUUGAGGCCUAUGAAAAACACACUUUAGUUGAUGGGUGAUUGUCAGCUGCUCGGUAUUUAUGAAUGUUUUGACAACUCUGAAAUAAAUGUAAACCUUUAAAAUCUCCUAAGUGCAGACGUGUGUCUCGACAGUAUUUGGAGUUCACUGCUACUGUGUGGUUACGCCGGUCCACUCGACUCAUAAGAUAAAUACUUAAAAAGAAAACAUACCGGCAGUUGGCGGCUCUAAUGGCAAACGCGACCCUACAAUGCUCUUAUAGAAUAAGUGGAGAUCACAGAUGUUGGAAAUGCUGCCGCAUUUAUUUGUCUGGUGUUGUAUGAGAUCGUUUGAGGCACUUUGUCUGUGACAUUCCUCCUUUUGAAUACUUGCACCCACCUGUAAGUACUGAUGCCUUACUUCCACUCACUGAGCUGCUCUGCUGUCAUGUGAUGAUUUUUGCCUUAAAGUUCUUCAGUGACGUUGUACAUUUUGUUGAGUCUGAGACACGUGUAGCCCAAGAGCUGCUUUUCUAUUUCAGGGUCAUAAAAUCUAUAUAUGGGCAAAGUCGUGAUGUAUUCUCUAAAACAACUGAAAUCUGAUAUCUUUGGAUUUAGUGUGUACAAAGAGGAAUGACCCGGUCUGUUAACACCAGACUACUGGAUUACUACAGAUGAAGUGUAGAGUUGAUCAUGCCUCACUUUGCUUUGUAACAUGUUGCAGCUGCAUUGAAAUGAAAAAAAAAAAAAAAAUGUACUCGUCUGUUUUUGCUAAAUGUUUCUUGAAUAGUCGGUGCUGGAAUAUCUACACAUAUCUUCACUUUACUCUCUUAGCUUUUAUCCAAUCAUGUCGUGUUUUGGUAAAAAAAAAAAAAAUCAACCAGAAAACAACAUGAACUUCUUCUGACUACGCUCUUAUUUCUCAUCUGUUUCCUGUCUCUGUCAAAUGUAAAAUAAAGGAAGCUCACAUUUGGGUAGCAUCA
Messenger RNA from Pleuronectes platessa (European plaice), 1991 nucleotides. RefSeq names its product cyclin-dependent kinases regulatory subunit 1. The record is from RefSeq and is a predicted model, not a curated record. Lineage: Eukaryota; Metazoa; Chordata; Actinopteri; Pleuronectiformes; Pleuronectidae. Gene Ontology annotation, cellular component: cyclin-dependent protein kinase holoenzyme complex; SCF ubiquitin ligase complex. Gene Ontology annotation, biological process: regulation of mitotic cell cycle. Gene Ontology annotation, molecular function: histone binding; protein kinase binding; cyclin-dependent protein serine/threonine kinase activator activity. Bases 156 to 392 code for a protein of 78 amino acids. The transcript is spliced from 4 exons.